AUGAAGGACAUUUUAGGUGAAAAACUGCUUCCUGAUCUGGCUUCUACUCCAAGGCUUGCAGAACAGACAUUUUCAACCUCAGUUUCAGUGGCUGAAUUUAAGUCCUUGUUAGAGCAAAUACACCUAGUUGAAAAACCAAAGGUUCGUGGGCGGCCUAAAGGGAAAACACAAUCAGUAACAGGAAUUCCAAAGAAAAUCGAGAAUAAACGAAAACAAAGUCAAGCGCGAAGCCAGAAUAAGAAAGCCAAGCGAGCUGACAAGAUCAAGGACAAGACAGAUUCGACCAAGAAGAAGGGAGCCAAGAAGAUACAUGUAGAUGACAAGAUCAAGACCGAUGUGCUGAUAGACUUGUCAACUCUUGAUGAUUUGGAAGAUGACAUCGGACCUGGGGAAGAUUUGAGAGAGGUGAUCAAGUACGCUCUGCAUGGUUAUUUGGACGACCUUCCAGAUGGAGAACUUGAGCACUGCUUUGAAACAUUGAAGGAAGAAUAUUUUAACAUGAAAAGAGCCCGCAACAGUAUGGACAGAUUUGUGCUAUGUCUUAAUGACCCAGUGCACUCUUUCUUUUUGGAGUCAUCACGUAUCUUCGAAACAGAAAUGGAAGACAUCGCAAGUUAUCUUUGCCUAUCGAAUAAAUGGAAGUCGAGAUUUGUUUCUUUUAAGCAGGGAAGUGGAGAUUACCUCAUGCUUGUGUGUAGUGUGUUAGCCAAGGCAUAUUCGCUGCAAGUGUUGCCGUCAGCUAUUAUUGCAACACUACAUGGUAUACCUCACCACCUGAAAGACGGCGAACAGUAUGUUAAAAGGGCAGAGGAGGGUGUUGAUGAAACAGUGAAGCUGGCCAUUGGUAACAACACGUUAAGAGACACAGAAUUCAAGACUCUGCUUCAACCUGACGGGAUGUUAAAUGAUAAUGUUGUGAGUGCUUUCCUUUCUGUGCUGUCGAGACAGGCAAAUUCAAAGAUCCAAAACACUGCACUCGUCUUGCCAUCCUUCCUGGCAUCAAAAUGGGAGAAGAAUGACAACACGUGGAUUUUCAAAAAUGUUGAUGUGGAAAAGUUCACCUGGGUAUUUGUUCCAAUUUGUACCAAUAACCACUGGAUCGUGCUAGUGGCUAACCUUCAGCAGUCAUCAAUUGGAAUUUUGAAUUCAAUUCAUUGGCCUGGCAGCCGUGUCGAGAUAUUCUUGUCUGGUUGGAGAAACUUCAUGCAUGCCCGGGGUGAUACCAGACCAUGGAAAUCCAAAUUGUAUGAAUGCAGCGAGCAAGAAGACGGCAGCAGCUGUGGAGUCUUUCUUCUGAUGAAUGUAGAGGCUAUUUUGCUGGAUGUAGUACCAUCUGUUAUGCGCCAGUUCCAUGCCAGGAUGUAUCGCCAAUACAUAGUUGGUAGAUUGCUCAAGGAUGGUGUGGAAGACGUCAACCAGAGAUGCGACCUUCCCUUCUGUAAGAUGGAGGACAACAAGGAUCUAGUGCAGUGCAUUGAAUGUGAUCGCUGGUGCCACCUAUCCUGCUGUGAAAUGGAGCAGAGGCCAGAGAUAUUCUGUUGUUUGUAUUGUAUUUGAAUGAUGUAUUAGAUACUUUUACUUUAAUAGCACCUUUCAUAAAUUUUCAAGAACAUGUCUUGUGGUCUGGCGUGCGUAACAACUUGAAAUUGCAGCUGCUGAAGAUGUUCAGCUGAAGAUGUAUGUACUGCUGUCCACUUGUGUCAAUAAUUGUUUUAAUCUACUGUUGUACUGUUGUUUUCAUGUAUGACCAUCAGACCUAGUUCCAACAUAAGUUUUCAUCGAUGUCUGUAGUCAGGAGUGAGGAGUUGAAAUAGUUGCAGUUCUAUGAUAUUAGACUUACAGUCAACCACAUAAAGUUGGUCACAUGGAGGGGAGAAGCAAUUUUAAUUUGAAUUAUCUGAAGUUCGACAUGUGAUUGCUGUGAGAUGAUCUUGGAGAGAGGCAUCAGUUGUUGACAGGAGUAGUUCACAUUCUCUCUCAACAGACACUUAAUGAUCGUGCCAUAUUUUAGUUUUAAUACAUAAAUUAUGAUUAGAGAGCAUGCAUAGGUGGUCUGGGGAUGUGAUUUAAAUGCUCAUUUGUCUUUCAAUAUGCCCAACAUGUAUAAAUAGAAUAAAAGCUAUUAUGAGACAUUUAGGUCAGAAUUUUUUGCUGGCUCUACUAUAAGACAUUCAGGUUAGAAUACUUUGCUGGUUCUACCAUUUAAUGCACACGCCAGUAUAAAGUGAUGGUGUUUUUGUGGUAAUCUGUGCCUUGCAUGCACAAGGUGGGGAGGGUACUGAAAAUUGGAAAAUUUCUUUGUGCAUCUCUAAUGUUGUUCAUAUUCAGUUCAUAUAUAUCACUUUUCAUACAAUUUUUUGGAAUAAUAUGUUUAU
Messenger RNA from Lineus longissimus, 2375 nucleotides. RefSeq lists its product as uncharacterized. Gene Ontology annotation, biological process: protein desumoylation; proteolysis. The transcript is spliced from 5 exons. The record is from RefSeq and is a predicted model, not a curated record. The coding region runs from base 1 to 1557 and encodes 518 amino acids. Gene Ontology annotation, cellular component: nucleus. Gene Ontology annotation, molecular function: deSUMOylase activity. NCBI's taxonomy places the organism in Eukaryota, Metazoa, Nemertea, Pilidiophora, Heteronemertea, Lineidae.